CCGCCAUAUUUAUUAAAUACAACCGACACUGCAACCAGACGACCCUCUCCAUCCACUAAUCGGUCCCAAAAUGGUACUGUACCUCUCUGAGUCCCAGCGACCCUUGCAACUACUGCAGCUGUGGGCCACGCUAAGCCCAGGCCCGCAACAAUUCCGGCAGUUUGGUGCAGACAAUCCGCGACGCUACAAACACGCCCUUCGCUGCACAUACAUACAACGCCGUCUUGCCGGCCCAUCCCGCGAUAUAUAGGGAGAGUUGAGAGAUUGGAGGUUACGUUUUCUGUUGCCGGCACAAUCUUUCAGCAUGGUGGCUUCGCAAGAGCGUGCUUUCCAGAAUGCCAUUGCGUUUCUCAAUUCGCGCAUGCGAACUGCAAGACCACAGCAUCCAGGAUCAACGCAAUUGCCCGUAACUAGCCUUCCAAGCACAAAUCCGACUUUUCGAGGCACUCCGCCCAUCCAGGGCAUGAGAGAAUGGCUCCGUAAACUGGGACACACAAAUGACCAAAUAGACUCUCUCAAUGUCAUUCAUAUUGCAGGAACCAAAGGCAAAGGCACUACAUGCACUUUUAUCGAAAAUUUCUUACGAGAACAUGGAAAGAGAACCGGAUUCCCCAGGAAGACGGGUCUCUACACCGGUCCGCAUUUGGUAGAUAUUCGAGAGCGUAUUCGUAUCAAUUUUGCUCCCGUCUCCAAAGAUACCUUUUCUCAGAAUCUUGCCGAAGUGCGCGAAGCUCUAGGCCUUGAGGAACAAGGGCCUGGUCCACGCUAUCUGCAGAUCUUGGCACUCACCUCUUAUCACACAUUCAUUAAGGAAAAGGUGGACGUGGCAAUUUACGAAACACACCAUGGUGGCGAAUAUGACGCUACUAACUGUGUCGAAAAUCCUGUAAUCACAGGCAUCACAAGCAUCGGAAUGGAUCACAUCGCCUCACUUGGCCCAAGCAUCACAGACAUUGCAUGGCACAAGGCAGGCAUCAUCAAACCAGGGGCAGCUGCUUUUACAGCAGAGCAAAAAGAGUCAGUGGCCCAGGAAAUCAAGGCUCGUGCAAACGAGAAGAAUGUCGAUUUGGAAGUCGUCGCCUCGGAUCCAACACUCCCAGGUGACUUCCCAUCAGAGUGCCAACGCCUCAACGCAUCCCUCGCCCUCCGCAUCAGCAACAAGUUUCUAAACAAGAAGCACCCAGACUCAGCCAGUAUCCUCAGUGAAUCCGACAUUGCCAGAGUUAUAGAAAAUUUUACAUGGCCAGGCAGAUUCCAACUCAUCGAGCGCGAUGCUGUCUCCUGGUAUAUCGACGGAGCCCAUAACGAAUUAAGCAUGCCCCAGGUUGCCGGCUGGUUCAACAAUAAUGUAAAGCCUGUUUCUCCAAACGCCCGACGAGUCCUUAUCUUUGCACAAAAGGAAGGCCAGCGUGAUGGGCUUGAGGUUGUCAAGGCGCUAGCCGAAUCUCUUGUAUCCCCUGUAGAGCAUGUCAUAUUCACACCGCAUUCCGCCAGUGCUGCAGACAUUGCUAGAAUAGACACAUACUGUCAAUGUUGGGCUGAGCUCCGCCCGGAAGCCAAGAUUACGCGUAUGGUAGACCCGAAGGAGGCUCUUAGGCUUGGAAGCAAAUUAGCCAGUGAGGCAGACUCGGCCGACGUACUAGUUACUGGGAGCUUAUACUUGGUUGGAGAAGCGAUUCAAUAUCUCGGCGAGGCUUAAGGCAGCGGACACACCGACGCUUUUAAUAACCACUUUCAUGUUCGAUCAUGUAAAAUAGAAUAGAAUAGAAUUAAUAGAAUAAGAGUAGCUUCUGUGAAUGAACA
[Torrubiella] hemipterigena is the source of this 1803-nucleotide messenger RNA. The record is from the annotation of a GenBank genome assembly. NCBI's taxonomy places the organism in Eukaryota, Fungi, Ascomycota, Sordariomycetes, Hypocreales, Clavicipitaceae.